AUGGUUGAAUUACCUCGACUUUAUAAGAAUGUCUACAACAAACCAUUUCAACUUCCUUCGGAAUUGAAUGAAGAAAAGGUUGAGUUGGAUGCAGAAGCCAUUAAGAAAAAAAUGAUUGAUGAUUUGACGGCUACAUUGAAACUUUACCUGAGAGAAAAACAGAUAAAAUUGUUUGAUGUCAAUGAAAUUUUACAAGAUAAAGAACUACAUUCUGCUGUCUUGGAGAAUUCUAGCAUAGACCAGCAAUUUUCUGAUCCUCAAAAAAUCUUGGCAAUGGCUGUUGAAGCGAUGGUGAAAACUGGGGAAAUCUGUCGGCGCAGAGACAAGAAACAUACUUAUGAGUCUUUACUUUUGCCAGAUUCUGAAAUGUCUGCAUUUAUCUUAAAACUAUUGCAGAAAGAAAAAUGUCAAAAUAUAUAUGCUGAGAAAGGCUGUCACGUCAUGAGGGUGUUUUCUGAAAUCAAAAAAACUCUACGCUAUGCAGAUGUGGGUAUGUCUUCAGUUCGUUAUUGUCUUGACCAGCUGGAAAUGAAUAGCGACAUCAUCAGAAGUACGGAUUCCCACUAUGUUGCAUGUUGA
Molecule: messenger RNA, 579 nt
Organism: Acanthosepion pharaonis
Lineage: Eukaryota; Metazoa; Mollusca; Cephalopoda; Sepiida; Sepiidae
Source: the annotation of a GenBank genome assembly